GUCAUGUCUUCCACCGUCACGCAUUUGGAACCACAUGGUGGGAAAGUGUCUCCACAGAGUGAAGUUCGCCUGUAUUCAGAUGUGUUUUCUUUAUUGUUUUGCCGUCUAAUAAAAUAAAAUGUCGCAGGUACAGGCCCGGUUCUUUACCGAAAACAAAAAGUAUCUGAUAGAUGAUGUUCCGUUCUCCAUCCCUGCUGCCUCUGAGGUGGCGGAUCUCAGUGGUGUCAUCAACAAGCUGCUGGAAGCGAAGAAUGCUGGACACAAACAUGUUGAGUUUGAUUUUCUGGUUCGGGGACAGUUUCUCCGCACUUCACUGGCCAAUCACAUGGAGACAGAGAACAUCUCAACGGAAGAAGUGGUGGAGAUAGAAUAUGUAGAGAAGUUCACAGCCCCACAGCCAGAGGAGUGUAUCAUGCACGAUGACUGGAUCAGCUCGGUGGAGGCAGAUUCUGAAUGGAUCCUCACAGGCUCUUACGAUAAGACUGCACGGAUUUGGUCAAUGGAAGGGAAGGCUGUGAUGACUGUGGCUGGACACACUGAUGUUGUGAAGGAUGUAGCCUGGGUGAAGAGGGAUGGUCUGAGCUCUUUGCUCCUGACGGCAUCUCUUGAUCAAACAAUCAUGUUGUGGGAGUGGAAUUCCGAACGGAAUAAAGUGAAGGCCCGACACUGUUGCCGAGGACACGCAGGAAGUGUAGACACGGUUGCCGUUGACCCCACUAGGACAAAGUUUUGCAGUGGCUCAUGGGACAAAAUGCUAAAGAUAUGGUCAGCAGUGCCAACAGAGGAAGAAGAUGAAAUAGAGGAACCCAACAGACCACGCAAAAAACAGAAAACGGAGCAGAUGGGGCUCACACGGACUCCGCUCAUGACUCUUUCUGGCCAUAAUGAGGCAGUGUCCUCAGUGCUCUGGAUGGAUGCAGAGGAACUGUGCAGUGCAUCAUGGGAUCACACCAUCCGUCUGUGGGAUGCAGAGACUGGCGGGCAGAAGAGUACGCUUAUGGGCAGUAAGGUUUUCAACUGUAUCUCUUACUCUCCUCUGUGUCGCCGUCUGGCCUCGGGCACCACCGACAGACAUGUUCGUCUAUGGGACCCAAGGUCUAAAGAUGGCUCUCUAGUUCUCUUGUCACUGACGUCCCAUAAUGGUUGGGUGACGGUGGUCAGGUGGUCUCCAUCUCAUGAGCAUCAGCUGGUGUCAGGAUCUCUAGAUAAUGUGGUGAAACUGUGGGACGUCAGGAGCUGUAAAGCUCCUCUGUAUGAUCUUGCUGCCCAUGAAGACAAAGUACUGUGUGCUGACUGGACAGAGAAUGGGUUGAUCUUGAGUGGAGGAGCAGACAACAAACUCUACACAUACAGAUACUCUGCCUGCGUCUCGGAUGCAGGGGCAUAGGACUGUCUUCUCUCUUGCCAAGACCGCCAUGGGAACAUAAGCUGCGUCUCCUUUGCAUUUAACAGAAAUUGUAUUCUGGAAACCAGCUACAAACAGACAAAACCACCUUACAGCCUUAGAGAGACAAACCCAUCUGUGCAGGUCAUGUGUAAAACCAUUCUUAUGCUCGGUGUCGCAUCUGAUUCAGUGGGUCGAUUUAUGGAUGAAUAGUUUUAAGAAUUGAUUAGCACAAAUUUGUUCUUCGGUUUCAUGAUUAAGGCCUAUUGUCUCAUUCAGUUCUUCAGUAAAUUACCUUAUUUAAUUUAGUGCAACAAUUUACAUAAGAGUGGGUUUACCAAUGAUCUACACAUAGGUGGUUUAAAUGUAAGGCAAAGUCUUAUGUUUUUGUUUGCUUUGAUAUUCAGUGUUUAAUCCUAUGAUACUCAAUACAGUGUCUGAAACCAGUCACGUGUCUGUUUUUACUCUGUUGCCUUUUCAUAUAGAACAAAUAUUAAAUGACUGUUGUUUAGUUGUGUGAGAUUGGUAAAGUGUUCUAUAGUUUUAUUUACUUUAGAAGUUACAUGUUUUAAAUGUGAGUUCUUCCACACAUAACGUCCUGUCAUUAAAUAUUAUACCUUUCCAGAUAUUGUUGAACUUUGGACUGUAUUGUAUGGGAAUAAAUUCUAAGUUAAAACAC
Messenger RNA from Pimephales promelas (fathead minnow), 2063 nucleotides. It is a transcript of the gene wdr12, whose product is annotated as WD repeat domain 12. The record is from RefSeq and is a predicted model, not a curated record. Gene Ontology annotation, cellular component: preribosome, large subunit precursor; PeBoW complex. Lineage: Eukaryota; Metazoa; Chordata; Actinopteri; Cypriniformes; Leuciscidae. Gene Ontology annotation, molecular function: protein binding. Gene Ontology annotation, biological process: maturation of LSU-rRNA from tricistronic rRNA transcript (SSU-rRNA, 5.8S rRNA, LSU-rRNA); ribosome biogenesis; maturation of 5.8S rRNA from tricistronic rRNA transcript (SSU-rRNA, 5.8S rRNA, LSU-rRNA).